AGUUGUAGAAGCUCUCAACAGUUGUACUACGGACAACUAGAACUAUAAUUUGCAUUCAUGAUGAUCGUGCAUGUCGUUGAAGAAACGAGGUGGAAAAAUCUCCCAUCUUUAUGCACCAGGACGAGAGGACAAAUGAAUUUGAGAAAAGGACCUCAUGAUGAGAUGAACAAGAACGAGAUGAAGAACUACGUCGUAGUGCAGGUGAUAAACAUAAGUAUCACUCAAGCAGGACCGCGUGGACAAAAUAACGUACCAUGAUGUACGAGAAUCAUCAUCAGGUUACUUUUUUUAGAUGUUGUUAGAGGUAGCUGCAAUGCAUCUACAACUGUCUUUAAUCAAAAAUGAAUGUCGCGUAGAAGGUCGAGGUGCACAGGUACACACCGUGUAUAUUGUGCUCGUGUGGUCUGUGUCCAGCCAAAAUUUGUGUUCAUUCGUACUAGAGAGAGUCGUUAGCGUCACAGACAUGCUCUAAGCAUCCAGAUCUUCGUCGAUUGCAUCCAGAUAUUCGUCUUCUGUUAUUGAGAGGUACGACGAGUAGUGACACGGUUAGGUCUGCUAGGCUCGGGCUACCGCGCGUCGCCACUUGAUUGAUUGAUUGAGAGACGAGAUACCCUGCUGUCUGUUGAGAGCUUCUACAACAACUUCUGAGUAUACUUCUGUGCAUGACGUUGUAUGAUGGUGUCGUGUGUACUACUAUGUUGGUCUUCCACCGCGGAGAGAUCAGUCGAUCUAUAUUGAUAUUCUCUAUGUAUAAAUAUGUAGCUUCGCAACUGACUUUCACAGGACAUGAUCCGAAGAGGGAGCUAGUCUGUUGAUCCAAAUUUCUGUGCUACACGGUGCCUGUGAGAGAUAGAAUUACUUUAAACGUGUAGUCUUCUAGUAGACCCCUGAAAAUAUUUUUUACUUCUAGAUGAUUAGAAUCGAGUAGACAUCUCCUCGUAGUCACAUUGUGUUGAUAGAUUAAUUAUAUUAGUAGACGUACCAAGAGCAAGAAGUAUUAGACAGAAAUAUACCGGUACUACCGCGAGAGCGAGUGUAGGAUUAGAAUAAUGUCGUUUGUUUCAGAUUUAGAAAGAACCAAGCACGAUAAUUUCAAUAAGCUGUUGAGAAUCAUUAUCAUCUAGUGUAAGCUGACCACAUAUCUUCUUAGAACGAAUUAUUACCUCCUAGACCGAUAACUUUCAUCAUGAUUUUAUAAGUCCAUUUUCGCCUUCAAUUUCGUCAUAUAGUCGUUAUAUAUUUUUUCCACUCAACUUACUAAAAAAGGACAACUUCUUAGUAUCUCUGAUGUGUGUGUGAUCAACACCCCUCCCAAAAGAAACCCUUCUAUUAAGGCUAUUUUUUUGGUCUUCUGCUUAAUAGAUUGAUUCCUAUCGUCGAAUUCGAAACUCGUCGACGUUCUACUUCGUAUUUUUUUUCGACGAAAUAAUUUCUUUCGUUGUCGUACCUUCAGCACAUCCAUCGUCGGAGACUUUCUAGUCUUGUUCUUGAGCAAAUACGGAUACGUUCAAAUUCUCGUUGUACUCAGCUUUGUUGCAUUGUGAUUGUUCAUCUUCCUCCAAACGAACCAAUAAAGUUGUAGUAACAGACUACUACUUAGUUCUUUCUUGUACUUGUUGCAAAGAGGAAACAACAAGAUGUUGCGAUCGAUCACCGGUGGAAGCAAGAAGCAGGGCUCCGUGAGCUCGAUGGGUAGUCAGCCGCUAGUUGGACCCGGCAGCUCUUUGAAGGCACGAGGAAGUUCUCAGUAUGACCAAGCAGGAAACACAUCGGGUGCGAGCACGACUAACUCAGCCCAAGCUGGCGGAUCCUCGGAGGACCCCAGCAGCGGAAGCACAAGUGAUAAUGAGGUAGAAGUUCUACUUACAACUUAGACUUUUUUACUUGCUGGAAAGUAGUAGAUGAUCUCAGUUUUUUUUACUAAUCCAUUGUUUGAAUGAAUAGAAAUGAUCCUCCUGAGGACCUCGUGAAUACCUGCUCCAAAAAAGAAUUAUCAUUCUCAGUUGCAAAGAAGGAAAAAAAUGCAAAGAAGGAAAAAAGGGAGAGCUGAAAAAGAAGAACAAAUAGCUCUCCAAAAUCUAGUACGUCUUCUCAGGCAUAUCAAUCAAUCAAUCAAUCAAUCAAUCAAUCAAUCAGUUCCGAGCAAAGCGCAGCCGAGGACGGUUGACUGAAGAGGAAUAUGAAUUCAUCGCCCGCGACAUCAUGGCCAAGCCUCCAAUGACUGGGUACUAGAUUUAGUGAAUUUUUGAAGCAAGUGUUAGAAACAACAACAUGAUAUUUAUAUCUGCAGAACAAUCGUGCUAGUAUGAUUUAACUGAAACAGCCAUUGCAACCACAAACACUCUGUGAAAUGCCACCUCUCCUUCCAUCCUGAAAUAUCAAUCCCCAAUCACCCCCUACAGGUACCUGAAGUAUCACCUUCCUUUGCGUUAUGCUGCUCGCACUGAGGAAGUCCGAUGGAUCUGGGUCGAUCAGCACACUGGCCAGCUCGUUCAGCAGGACUUGAUCGGUGGAGGCCGCAACAGUGACCUCGAGUACGAUUAA
Messenger RNA from Amoebophrya sp. A25, 2544 nucleotides. The record is from the annotation of a GenBank genome assembly. NCBI's taxonomy places the organism in Eukaryota, Dinophyceae, Syndiniales, Amoebophryaceae.